Messenger RNA from Cuscuta europaea, 649 nucleotides. The record is from the annotation of a GenBank genome assembly. NCBI's taxonomy places the organism in Eukaryota, Viridiplantae, Streptophyta, Magnoliopsida, Solanales, Convolvulaceae.
UCAUCACAUACACGAGGGUGCUCAUUUGGCAACUACUAGGUGGGUUAUUGUUCCCCUCCACUACCGGGAACAAAAUAAAAUUGUACUUUUUAGAGUUGUUGCAGGGACCGCUCGGUGAAGCACGACGGUGGAGUUGGGGCUCAGCAGUAUUGGGGUUCCUGUAUUACAACAUGUGCAAGGCCGCCAAAGCGAACAGGAGAAAUAUUGGGGGAUGCUUGCUUCUAUUGCAGAUUUGGGCGUGGGAGAGAUUGCCCAUGGUGCGGCCGCGAAACGUUUUGCCAUAUGAGAAUCUACAGGAUAUGCCCUAUGGGUGCAGGUGGGCAUGUCGGCACAAUUGGGAACAAAGUUCUCGGUAUACUCUACGUAUUUAUCGAGAUCAGUUGGACGGGAUCCGAGAGAACGAGUUCGUGUGGCGCCCAUACGCAUUACAAGCCCUCCCCAGGUUCUGCGUCGCGGGAGUAGAUUUGUGGACAUCUAAUGUCAUGCUUAUAUAUUGUGACAUUUCUGAGAUGUACUACCCCGGUAGAUUUUGUCGUCAAUUCGGUGCAAUGCAACAUAUUCCUCCCGCAGCGGAAUCACAAGCUAGCCACCAUGCAAGUGGUGCAAAAAAUUCUGGAUGGCCAUUGACACUAUGGGCGGCGAGGCACAA